GAAGGUGCGGAGAGCGCGGACACUCCGCAGCCGAGCACAGCUUUGCGAGGCGGUCGCGAUGCGGGCGGGGACACGCACGUUGGACUGGCUUUGAAAGCACCGAGCAUUGAGAGGAAAGGCGCGAGAGACCGAGCGACCGCGGGAAAGAGGCGCGUGAGCGGAGACCGGGGCGGACCCCCGCACCCUGCAGCCAUGGAGCUGACGAUGGAGAACAUCGGAAACCUGCACGGCGUCCCGCACUCGCACCAGACCAGCGACCUCAUGAACUCCCCGCACGCGCGCCAGUCGUCGGCGUCGCACCGGAACUUGGUGUCUCACGGCCGCUCGGCCAUGGUGUCCAGCAUGGCCUCCAUCCUGGAGGGCGCGGGGGACUACCGUACGGAGCACGCGCUGUCCGGGCCGCUGCACCCCGCCAUGACCAUGUCCUGCGACUCCGGGAUGAGCCUGAGCAGCACCUACACCACGCUCACGCCCCUGCAGCACCUGCCCCCCAUCUCCACGGUCUCGGAGAAAUUCCACCACCCGCACGCGCACGCUCACCACCACCCCGCGCACCAGAGACUCGCGGCCGGGAACGUCAGCGGCAGCUUCGCUCUGAUGCGGGACGAGCGCGGCCUCGCGUCCAUGAGCAACCUGUACGGCCACUACCCCAAAGACAUGUCCGGCAUGGGCCAGUCCCUGUCCCCGCUCUCCAACGGCCUGGGCUCCCUGCACGGCUCCCAGCAGACGCUCGGCGCCUACGGCCCGGGGGCCCACCUGUCCAACGACAAGAUGCUCUCGUCGGGGAGCUUCGAGCCCCACGCGGCCAUGCUGUCCCGCGGGGACGAACACCUGGCGCGCGGGCUCGGGGGCCACGGGCCCGGGCUCAUGAGCUCCCUGAACGGCAUCCACCAUCACAGCCAUCCUCACUCUCAGGCGAACGGAUCUAUGCUGUCCGAGCGGGACCGGCAGACGGUGGUGGGGGGCGGGCCGGGCGGGGGCUCCGGCCAGGUGGAGGAGAUCAACACCAAAGAGGUGGCGCAGCGGAUCACGGCGGAGCUGAAGCGCUACAGCAUCCCGCAGGCCAUCUUCGCGCAGAGGAUCUUGUGCCGCUCCCAGGGAACGCUGUCCGACCUGCUGCGGAACCCCAAGCCCUGGAGUAAGCUCAAGUCCGGCCGCGAGACCUUCCGGCGGAUGUGGAAGUGGCUCCAGGAGCCCGAGUUCCAGCGGAUGUCGGCGCUCAGGCUCGCAGAGCGCAAAGAACAGGAGCAGCACAAGGACCGCAACGCGGCGCCCAAGAAGCAGCGGCUGGUCUUCACCGACCUGCAGCGCCGCACGCUCAUCGCCAUCUUCAAGGAGAACAAGCGGCCGUCUAAGGAGAUGCAGAUCACCAUCUCCCAGCAGCUCGGCCUGGAGCUCAGCACCGUCAGCAACUUCUUCAUGAACGCACGCCGGCGCUGCGUGGACCGCUGGCACGACGACCACGGCUCCAGCCCCGGCCAGCCGGGCACGUCUGCCACCACCUUCUCCAAGGCCUGAGAGGGGGCGGCGUUCAGGGGGCUGGAGCAGACGGCACCGGGCCGGAGAAGCGGUCCACAACAGUCUGCCGGGUCUGGACCGCCUGAACGCAUCCUGUUGUCCGUCCGCGGUCAGUCCGGUCAUCCCAAACGGACAAUCAUCGGUUUCUUCUUCUAUUGAGGGAAAGCUAUUUUUAAGACACCAAAGAUUUCAUCUUUUUUUUUGGAUGACACGUGCGCCUCCUCUUCACUCUCUCCGAGCCUCCUUUGUGUCUGCCCCCCCCACACCAAAGCUACCGGGCAGAGGAACGGCAAUAAAUCUGACGAGACAACAGCACAGCCUUAUUAUCAGAGCCUCACGCUGCGCACAACAACCCCCCCACUCCUCGGCUGAAGGAAUUCCCUGAAGGCCGACCAUCAGCUCAGCCUGAUCAUACAGCAAACUAAUGAAUUGAAAACGGAAUCGAUGGAGGCAGAGCGGGGGCCUCGACCCCUCCUGAAGGAGAAACUCCAGACGCAGGAGGAACGCCGCUCGUCCAGGCCCAGGUUAUAUUUUUGCACAGAGUCCGGGGCCUGCAGGGAGACGCGUCAUUGUUCCUCCUGAGUGUUUCUCCAAGCUUCGGGAGAGGCGGGACGUCUGGACCCGCGCGCUCUUUGUUCUGCUGGGAGCUUCGGCUCGGAUCAAUACCUGAGAACCAAACGACGACGCCCGCGGCUGCAGCUGCAUGUGAAGCAGAAUGUCAGAGGAGCACGUGGAGCCACUACAGCACAGCCCUUUCCCUCCAUUAUCAGGCGGAGCAAUGCUGCCCCCUACUGCUGACACCACAGAGCCUCACGCAGUAGAACCGGGCCUCAGAACCACGGCCAGUCACGGCACAACACGCUGGGCCUCGCAGCUCUUUGAGGGCAGAUCAAUAACCAACCAUUAUCCUGUUGUUCCCUCCAACCAGCACCAGAGGGGGGAGGGGAGUCAAGCUGGAAACCGCAGUGAUUCAUUUUGGCAAUCCGGUUCCGAAGAGUCCAAAAACGAUGAAGUUUGAGUCUCCAUGUUUGGUUGAAUCUCAGAGAAGCUCUCAGCAGAAACCGCCUGGACGCUCCUCCAUGGAGGGGGUCGUAGCCAAUCCAGAGCCAACGCCGUCUGUUCCAACGCUACAUCAAUGAGUGCCAAUGCUAACUGCCUUAACGUGAGUCCGAAUGUGGUCGUAGGGUAACACACCGCCGCCACGCCCACAGCGUGCCGCAGGCAUCAACAAUCAGCUCUACCUGAACCUACUUUUAUAGAAACGCCGACGGGACGAUCUCGAGACAAAGAACAAGCCGAGACGAUCCGCAAACGCAGCGCUACCACGACGUCUCCAACGUUCCUUCGAUCUUUGGUUCUCUACCUCCUCUCGUCCUCUGUCCCCCCGCCCCUCUUCCUCUCUAUACUGAUGCGGGUAUUUCACUAGUACCAGAGACACAAAGUUUCUAGUUCUUGUUACUGUUGUGCAUAAACGGCACCUUGUUGAUAAAUCAAAGACAAAAACAGGAAGGACUUUUUCAAAGGAGGGGGCCAUGGGGGCCGCCAACGGACUUUGGGGUUUUUUGUGAACACAGAUUUAAAUGAGACUUUGACCACAACAAAGAGGGAAACCGGACAACAGACGACGGAUUCCUGUCAGAACCUGGGUCCUCUCUGCCUGGUGGGGGCAAAACCACCUUCCAGCGUCCUGACUGACUGAGUACGGAGGUGGGGGCACGACUCGGGACUCAGUAGUUACCGGUUUUUCUUAAGAUGCAACUGUAGCAUUUCCAACAAUGUAGUCAGAUUAGAGAGGAGCUGAUGAGGAGGUGCUGCCUCCCUCAGGCUGCUGUGAGCAGGAGGGGGAGCUGAAACAGCUUUAGGGUGAUCAGAGACUCAGCUUCAGGUGUGAAGCUGACCCCACGACAUUUUGUUUGUAGUGAGAACCAAGAUGGCUACCUCACUGAGCUGAGUGGUUUGUGAAACCGCCACUUAUACCAAAGAUACUGCAGCCUACCGGUCGCAAACUGCCUGGGGGGCGGAGCCAAAAACAGACCCCCCAUUUCAACACUGACACCCCCUCACACACACACAUCUGCACAGCGCAGUCGGACUGCAGCGGGCCACGCAGGCGGAGGCGGCUGCGCUGCAGACGGAGUUGAGUGCCUUUUCCCUUCAACCACAGGUGGGACUGCACCGGCACACCGAAGCACACGCGUGGA
Molecule: messenger RNA, 3719 nt
Organism: Oryzias melastigma (Indian medaka)
Lineage: Eukaryota; Metazoa; Chordata; Actinopteri; Beloniformes; Adrianichthyidae
Gene: onecut3a
Product: one cut homeobox 3a
Biological process (GO): regulation of transcription by RNA polymerase II
Cellular component (GO): nucleus
Molecular function (GO): DNA-binding transcription factor activity, RNA polymerase II-specific; RNA polymerase II cis-regulatory region sequence-specific DNA binding
Source: RefSeq, a predicted model, not a curated record